CGGGAAUUGUUAAGCAGCUCGAGAUGAAACACAGCACAGAUUACAUAUAGCACAGUUCCUCUCCAUCUAAAGAACCAAAACACGAAACCACUAAACGAUAAGUUAUCGCGUAACCGCAGCCGUUGUAUGUAACUAUCUAUAUUAUUUGUACAGUACCUACAUAAUAACAAAAAUGGCACAUAUCCUACACAAAACUGGACCAGUUUACGUGAACGGAAAGAAAGCGACAGAUCAAGUUCAGUUUCCCAACACCGCUGUCUUCACCGGUUUUGCCCGUCCUUCGCGCAUCGAAGGAGAUAUAUUCGACUUGGAAAUCGAAGGGUCGAUCCCAAAGGAGAUCUCAGGAACCUUCUAUCGCGUCCAGCCUGACCAUCGCUUUCCCCCAACAUAUGAAGAAGAUAUUCACUUUAGUGGAGAUGGCAAUGUCACCGCGAUUCGUAUCGAGAAUGGCCACGCCGAUUUUAAGCAACGAUACGUCCAGACAGAUAGGUUUAAGGUCGAGACGGCGGCGCGGAAAAAUCUCUUUGGGAAAUACCGCAAUCCGUACACUGAUAGUGAGGCAGUGAGAGGAAUCCUUCGGACAGUGUCGAAUACAAAUAUCUUCUUUUGGAGAGGGACAUUGCUCGCUCUCAAGGAGGAUGGCCCUCCAUUUGCCAUGGAUCCGGUGACGCUGGAGACUAUUGGACGAUAUGAUUUCGAGGGUCAGAUUCUUGCUCCAACCUUCACUGCCCACCCAAAGAUCGAUCCGGAUACAGGUGAGAUGGUUGCCUUCGCUUACGAAGCUGGUGGAAACGGACAGGAUGCAUCCCGAGACAUUGUCAUAUGGACUAUCGACAAGGAAGGCCGCAAGACGGAAGAGUGUUGGUACCAGGCGCCGUUCUGCGGGUUCAUCCAUGAUUGCACGAUCACCAAAAACUACGUGAUUCUCCCUCUGACGCCGCUCAAGGUAUCACUUGAUCGGCUUCGUGAGGGAGGAAAUCAUUUCGCGUGGGAUCCGAACGAGAACCAAAUCUAUGGCGUUUUCCCUCGCCGCAAUGCAAAGCCAGAAGAUGCAAGAUGGUAUCGGGGUCCAAAUGCCUUCCAGGGCCAUUUUGCCGGCAGCUAUGAGGAUGAAGAUGGGAAUAUAGUAGCGGAUCUCACAGUUGCAAAUGGCAACGUAUUCUUUUUCUUCCCGCCAGAUCCAAAGCUCACUCCCCCGUCACCAGCAGCUGAAGCCGAGGAGAGGAAGGAGAUCAAAUCUCCAACGACCCGUUGGGUGAUCGACCCCAAAUUACCGUCCGACACGCUCAUUUAUCCACAGAUGGAUCUGGAUAAUUCCGGUGAAUUCGCGCGCAUUGACGAGAGGUUUAUGGGAAAACGAUACUCCCACUUCUGGCAGCUACUCAUUGAAGGCACCAGACCUUACGAUGGUGCAAAAUGUGGCUCACCGGCCGGCGGGCUGUUUAACUGCCUCGGUCAUUUUAACUGGGACACAGGCGAACGUGAUGUGUGGUUCGCCGGGCCAACCUCGACUCUUCAGGAGCCUGUUUUCAUUCCCAAGAAAGAAUCCCAAGAAGAAGGAGUCGGAUGGGUUAUUUGUUUCGCUAACCGUCUCGAUGAAAUGAGGAAUGAUAUCUUGCUCUUCGACUCGUUGAACGUCGCCCAGGGCCCUAUUGCUAUCAUCCGUCUCCCAAUGAAACUCGGGCUUGGUGUGCAUGGGAAUUGGGUCGAUCAGGACGAGAUCGAAGCAUAUGCCAAACGUCGUGCUAGUGGAGGAGAUCUAGGAUCGUUGAAACCCGCCGAGCAGCCUCUUCCCUGGCAACGAAAUGCCGUUUUGCCUUGAUGAGAUACAUUGAUCUGAUUUAUGAAAUAGCCCGUGAGAGUGGUGGAGAUUGAUACGUAAUUUACUGGCCGCGGGGCGGUCGUACAAUAAUUUCACAACAGAAGGACAUCUCAUGUCUAGUCCGUUUCCAGUUCACAAGAACUAUGCAGCCCUAUAUAUAUCCUCGUGUAGAUUAAUGGACCGACUCGAGCGUUGAUCUACGUGACGUCUACCCGUAAGUCUGAGUGCGUUUUCACCCCGGC
Messenger RNA from Paecilomyces variotii, 2064 nucleotides. RefSeq names its product putative carotenoid cleavage dioxygenase. NCBI's taxonomy places the organism in Eukaryota, Fungi, Ascomycota, Eurotiomycetes, Eurotiales, Thermoascaceae. The transcript is spliced from 2 exons. Bases 173 to 1822 code for a protein of 549 amino acids. Gene Ontology annotation, molecular function: carotenoid dioxygenase activity. Gene Ontology annotation, biological process: carotene catabolic process. The record is from RefSeq and is a predicted model, not a curated record.